AGCUCUACAUUCAAUCAUCAAUAAAAAGUGCCACUGCUAGUCUUUGAUGAACUUAUGAAGAUACCCCACCAUGCUUAUCCACCUCUGUCUGACUGUCUCCGUGAUCAGUACAAGGAAAAAAACCAAGUACUGAAAGAGAAGGAGAAGCAAUGGCAACUUUUGUUAGCUCUCCCAUAAAUUGCCUACUGCAAUCAGCUUUUCUUUCCACUUUGCUUCUCGUCUGCUUAUCUCCCUUUUACCAGCCUAUCAACAUUCCCAGCCGUUUGUCUUCUUUUUAUACGCCUAAUUUUCAACCUCAUCCAUCAACAAUUCUGCUGCUACCACCACCAAACACCACUCUUGGUGUUGGCCAGGAUGCGCAAAUCACUUGGAAGAUCAAAGUAAGCCCUCUUGAUGAAAGGCUCCGACCAUCACGUUCACCUGUUCUAUUGGCAGUACAGAAUAUUACAAAAAUCAAGACGGGUUUUGAGAGAAUUGAAGAUGGUUUAGCAAGAGCAAGAGAUGCCAUUUUGAGAGCAAUUCGGUCAAGGAACUCUUCAUCAUACAAGAAGGGAAGUUACAUACCUAGAGGACUCAUCUACAGAAAUCAAUAUGCUUUUCAUCAGAGUCACACAGAGAUGGAGAAAAGAUUCAAGAUAUGGGUUUAUAAGGAAGGAGAACUACCUGUUCUCCAUGGUGGACCAGUAAACAACAUCUAUAGCGUUGAAGGUCAAUUUCUUGAUGAAAUAGAGAGGGGCAAAAGCCACUUUAUUGCUCGCCAUCCUGACGAAGCACAUGCAUUUCUUCUCCCUUUAAGUGUGGCCUAUAUCAUGCACUAUAUCUAUAAACCUCGCGUGACCUUCUCUCGCCACCAACUACAAACCUUGGUCACAGAUUAUGUUCGUGUUAUAGCUGAUAAGUACACUUACUGGAACAGAACCAAUGGAGCUGACCAUUUCUCAAUUUCUUGCCAUGAUUGGGGGCCAGAUAUCUCAAGAGCCAAUCCUGAACUCUUCAAGUAUUUUAUUAGAGCUCUUUGCAAUGCUAAUACAUCAGAAGGGUUCCAGCCCCAAAGAGAUGUCUCGGUACCAGAAAUCUUCCUUCAUGUUGGCAAGCUUGGACUGCCGCGUGAAGGCGCCCAGCCCCCAAGUAAGCGUCCAAUCCUUGCCUUUUUCGCCGGCGGAGCUCAUGGUCGCAUAAGGAAGGUCUUGUUAAAACGGUGGAAAGACAAGGAUGAUGAGAUUCAAGUCCACGAGUACGUCACUCAAAGGAAGAAAAAUAAUAAUCUUUACUUCAAAUUAAUGGGCCAAAGCAAGUUUUGCUUGUGCCCAAGUGGGCAUGAAGUAGCAAGUCCUAGGGUGGUAACGGCGAUUCAAUUGGGGUGUGUUCCUGUGAUCAUUUCCGAUAACUAUUCGUUGCCAUUUAGUGAUGUUCUUGAUUGGAGCAAGUUCUCCGUAAACAUUCCGUCGGAGAAGAUACAGGAAAUCAAAACGAUUUUAAAAGGGAUCUCGCAUAAAAGAUACCAUACAAUGCAGAGAAGAGUGAUCCAAGCACAGAGACAUUUUACGUUGAAUCGACCGGCAAAGCCAUAUGAUAUGAUUCAUAUGAUACUUCAUUCGAUAUGGUUAAGGAGGCUUAAUCAUAGGAUGCCAUAGACACUAUCAUUUGAUUGAAGAUUUACCAAGUCAGGCAUUUCAUUUCA
Populus nigra (black poplar) is the source of this 1681-nucleotide messenger RNA. Its product is annotated as probable glycosyltransferase At5g20260. The record is from RefSeq and is a predicted model, not a curated record. Gene Ontology annotation, molecular function: glycosyltransferase activity. NCBI's taxonomy places the organism in Eukaryota, Viridiplantae, Streptophyta, Magnoliopsida, Malpighiales, Salicaceae. The transcript has 4 exons. Bases 150 to 1634 code for a protein of 494 amino acids.